AUGUCAAUCCCAUUUGCACGUACGGAUAGGCUUCCCAGGCUGUCUACCAUUUUCUUUCACUAUCUAUCUAUCUAUCUAUCUAUCUAUCUAUCUAUCUAUCUAUCUAUCCAUCUAUUUGAAAUGAUGUCGGCGUCGGCGUCUCAACGAAAGACUCUGAGCAUUUCUGAACACUUGGAGCUCAUCGACGAUGUCAAAGUGAAGAAACUCAAACUGGCCGCUGCAGCCAAAAAGUACGGAAUCGGUUAUUCAACAGCAGCAAAAAUUCUCAAGAAAGAAGACGAUCUCAGAUCUUGCAUGCAAAUGAACGGAAACACUAAUCGCAAACGAAAGCGCCAAUCCGUGCACAAGUACGUUAACGAAGCGCUUACACAAUGGUUUACGCAAGCAUGUGCUCGUGGAGCUACCGUCACCGAUCACGUCAUCAGGCAGAAAGCAUCACAACUGGCCGUAAAUCUUGAAGUUGAUUUUGAACCGAGCAAUGGCUGGCUCAUGCGCUGGAAGCAGGCCAAUAACGUUUCGUUCAAAAAAUUUCACGGUGAAUCAACGUCAGCAGAUCACGGUUCUGCCAACGAGUGGGUGACAAAUGUUUUGCCGCAACUUUUUCGUGGAUAUGAUCCAAAAGAUGUUUGGAACUGUGAUGAAACGGGAAUUUUCUACAAAGCCAUGCCGUCUGGAUCCUUGCGAUUUGCCGGCGACGAACAGUCAAAUGGGACAAAAGUUCCCAUAGACAGACUCACGAUGCUUCAGUUCACAAACAUGGACGGCAGUGAAAAGCAAGGUGUAGUUGUUGCCUGGAGGACAAGUCAGCUGUUUACUGACGUUAUGAAAACGCUUGAUCGAAAAAUGAUUGCUCAAAAUCGAAAGAUUAUUCUGUUUUUGGACAAUGCAACUUGUCAUAACUUACUGCCGGGUACAAAUCUGUCAAACAUCAAAUUGUCGUUCAUGCCACCAAACACCACCAGUCUCAUUCAACCUUUGGAUGAAGGCAUCAUUCGUUCAUUCAAAGCGUAUUAUCGUCGGGAACUUGUUCGAAUGCAAAUCGCAGCGAUCGAUGCUACACCGCCAGUGCCGCUGUCCGAGGUGGCCAAGCAGAUAACUGUUUUGAAGGCCAUGCACAUGAUGAAGCGAGCACUUUUCAUGGUCAAACCGUCAACAAUUCAAAAUUGUUUUAAAAAGGCCGGCUUUGUCAUUGAAUCACAGGCUGAGGUGGAAGAAAUACUCGACGAAAAUGAUGAUGAUGCUGAAAGCUACCUUAUAUACAUACACACACAUAUCUAUCUAUCUAUCUAUCUAUCUAUCUAUCUAUCUAUCUAUCUAUCUAUCUAUAUAUAUAUAUACCCGCUGGCACAAAAAAGGCAAACUCGAUGCAUAGAAAAAAUUGUUUAUUCUUUGUUCGGAACAAGCGGAGGCCUUUUGUUUUGA
Molecule: messenger RNA, 1422 nt
Organism: Acanthosepion pharaonis
Lineage: Eukaryota; Metazoa; Mollusca; Cephalopoda; Sepiida; Sepiidae
Source: the annotation of a GenBank genome assembly